This is a messenger RNA of Aspergillus fischeri NRRL 181, 351 nucleotides long. RefSeq lists its product as uncharacterized. Bases 1 to 351 code for a protein of 116 amino acids. NCBI's taxonomy places the organism in Eukaryota, Fungi, Ascomycota, Eurotiomycetes, Eurotiales, Aspergillaceae. The record is from RefSeq and is a predicted model, not a curated record. The transcript is spliced from 2 exons.
AUGUCUGGAUCACGUGCCAUCAAGCGUCAGGAGCUCGUUUGGCUAAGCGGCACAACAUUCGGAAGCCGUUUCGUGCAACGACGGGGUACUGGUGCGGAGAUUUGGGAUGAGACCGAACGGGACGAAGGUGGUUGGGAAUUAAACAGAGAGGAAGGGGCUGUCAAGCAAGAUACCCCGGUAUGGAAACGCCCAAGAAUGAAGCGGAACGGUGGCACACGCGCAGAUUGGACGCUGGAUGCAACCGUCGCACUAGGAUCCUGGUGCCCAUCUGCUGAUCGUAGUACAAGUAUUGAGUGCUUUGCCCUACUUGCCCAGCCUGUGCAGCCUGCAGGAGCAACAAUGGAGGAAUAG